Messenger RNA from Lasiodiplodia theobromae, 499 nucleotides. RefSeq names its product DNA repair protein. Lineage: Eukaryota; Fungi; Ascomycota; Dothideomycetes; Botryosphaeriales; Botryosphaeriaceae. The annotation marks the transcript as partial. The record is from RefSeq and is a predicted model, not a curated record. The transcript has a single exon.
AUGAGUGAGACACAGGUGAAGGCCGAGCCAGAAGACCAGGCUUUCAUACAGCCACCCAGACCCACAGACCCCGGUGCGACCAGGGAAACAGCAAUUGAAAUCGAUGACAUCGAAACACCUGUCAAGACGGAAGAGGAGGAGGAUGAUGAUGUGGGUUUGCCGCCAAGCAACCUUCGCGACUUUGGACACGACAAGGCUUCCGCAAUCCUCAUCGACGAUGAUGACACCCCAGACACCCACCAAGGAGAGCAUUCACUUUCACCCGCCACACCAAACGCACCUCUCACUUCGACUGUCCGCUCCGAAUCACCGGUUGCUCCCGGGAACAGACAAUCACCCCCACUACGCCUUGGAACUUCUAUGCUUUCCACACCUGGCCGUAAGCCAGCAAGGCGAGACUUGCAGCAGAUGCGUCUGCUGCGCAAGCGCCUGAGGUCAUCUGUUAACAACAACAACAACAACAACAACAACAACAACAACAACAACAACAACAACAACA